CGCUAUUGAUAUUUUUUUUUUUUGUUCCUUGAUAAAUAAAGAAGAAUUUGGGUGUUCUUAUGUUUACAAUUUCAUUGUUCUUAUCGCAGUUUCAAUUAGCCUUGGUCAAAAGUUGUUUCUGCUCAUGCCUAAAUUAAGCAAUGUUUUUUAUUUAUGAUUAUUAUUAUAAGAAGAUUGUUAUAUCUUUAUUUUCUCCUCAUCCAUCAUGGUUGUGUUCGAACGUACGCCACGCAUUGAAACAAAAUAUGAAGAUGACAAUCGAUUUCACAGAAAGUUUUGUGGGUUUAUGUCACUUCGAGGAGGUUGUGGAAUAGCAUGCGCCAUAUGGAUUGGAUUAAACACAUAUAUUGCAACAACCGCAUUCUUGGGAUUUACACCUAUAUUUUCUUAUUUGGAUAAAACAGCAUUAAUCAUUAUGGCAUCUAUUUCGAUAUUUUUUGGCCUGGUCGCCUUGUUUAUACUUUAUGGAUUAUUUGUGGAUCGACCAGGCCACCUUCAACUUGGCUUUCUUCUUCUCGUUCUAACAGUACCUGUCUUUCUAGUAGACGUCUUUGCCAAUAUCAUCCUAUUCGGUGUUCAGAAAUCUUCAUAUAUGAAUUGGUGCGUAGGAAAAUCGAGAGGGCAUGUAGAUGAAACGAUCACGGUUGUCUUUGUCAAUGGAUCACAGAUACAGCUUGAUUAUCAACCAACAAGCAAUAAUGAUGAUUUAUUUAACUGUCAUAAACUCUGGGAAGAUGAAAUCAAAUUUGCUCUUGCUAUACUGAUCAUCAUCUCUAUAUGUUAUGUCUAUUGGUCAGCGUGUAUAUUCUACUAUUUCGACAAACUCCGUGGUAUCAUGGCAUUUAAUGGUAUCAUGCCUACUGCUUUCAUGAAUUAUUAUCCUCGAUUCAUUCCAAACCCAUUUUUCAGAACGAUGCCACCUCCUCCUUCGGGUAAUGUUUAAAAUAAAGCAUGUUUUUAAUGAUAAAAAAAUAAUCUAUAUGGUACUAUUGAAAGCUGUCAUUUUGAGGAUCACUUCCAGGUGCUAAAUGUCUUAAUUUUUCACCAAGUAAUGUUUGUAUUGACAUGUAUUUUCCAACACAGCGAUCUAUGCAUUUCUGUUCACCUUUAUUCAAAUCGGGUUCAUGGUACUUUGUGGGAAUACAUUUAUCAUGACAUGCCUGUGUGAUUCUUUGAAACAUUCCCAUGAAUACUUCAAUUUGUUGUUCAGCCUCAAUCAAGUGUUGAGGAUCUACAUAAUUCUGAGAGAAGCUACCACUCCAACUCAUAAUGUAUAAAUAAAAGAAAUAAUAAUAAUAAUAAAAA
Molecule: messenger RNA, 1305 nt
Organism: Rhizopus microsporus ATCC 52813
Lineage: Eukaryota; Fungi; Mucoromycota; Mucoromycetes; Mucorales; Rhizopodaceae
Exons: 6
Coding region: 206-943 (245 amino acids)
Source: RefSeq, a predicted model, not a curated record